Penicillium daleae is the source of this 1062-nucleotide messenger RNA. RefSeq lists its product as uncharacterized. Lineage: Eukaryota; Fungi; Ascomycota; Eurotiomycetes; Eurotiales; Aspergillaceae. The record is from RefSeq and is a predicted model, not a curated record. The transcript has a single exon. Gene Ontology annotation, cellular component: plasma membrane; cellular bud neck. The coding region runs from base 1 to 1062 and encodes 353 amino acids.
AUGCUGCUGCGGAUGCUGCUGCCCCUCUGGUCGGCGCAGAAACAAACAAUCAAAACACUACGACGAACCAACCCCCUACAACCAACCUCCUCCCCAACCAAACCCUCAUACCGCAUACCAACCAUCCCCCGCACCCCCGUCUACCGCGGCGCCGUCCAAACAGCAACCUUCGAUACCCCCAAAUCCGCCGGCGCAAAAAUCGACGAAGAUGCCCUCCCGGCAAUGCCCACCUGGGCCGCCGCCGUCGAUAAGCAUGUCGAGGACCCGGCUCACCACGACGACGUCGAGAUGGAACCCUUGAACCCGCACAACCAUCCGGAUAGAAAACAGGGUGCCUCGCCAUUACACGGCGCAACCUCUUUCUCGGAUUACCCGCCAGACAGGACGGGCUCCGCCGCGGGAUACAGAGGCUUCACACCCACAGAUCCCUACGCCCGCCGCUCCCCAGGUCCAGCCGCUGCCCUCGCCGCAGCACAAGACCCCUACGGCCGCCGUUCACCAGGCGUAGCCACCCCCACCCACGCCGCGGAUCCCUACGCGCGUCGCUCCCCAGGACCCCAGGCAAUGAUGGACCCCUACGCCCGCCGCUCCCCAGGUCCAGCAACCGCCUACGGCGCCGCACAAGACCCCUACGCCCGCCGCUCACCAGGCCUGACAUCCCCCGUCGGCGCGCCCACCUAUAACCAGCAAGCCUACGACCACUCCCAACAACAGCCAUACGACGAAUACCACAACGGCAACGGCUACCACGCCGUCACCUCGCCUUCAUCAGGAGCAUCCUACCAACCGCACACAGCGUACUCGCCCUCCGCGGAGCGCGCGCACGCGCCUCAACCCGGUAUGGGUUUCCAGCGCCAGCCCUCGUUCGGGUCCAGUCAGUACCCGCCAACGUAUACGUCGCACCCUGCGUCUCCGCCACCGCCGUUCCAGUCUGCGGCGCCGUCCCAGUAUGGCGGACAUGAGUAUGGGGCUGCGGUUAGUGGGGAGUCGGGGAGGGAUCGGCCGCCGAGUUUGUUGCAGAGUGGGAGGAGGCCUGCGCCGGGCACGUAUAGGGAUGUUUGA